UCUAAAGCUUUGCUCGAUAUCUCUCUCUCUCUCUCGCGUUCGCAAGGUGUUCGACGGAAUUCCUCAGAGGGGAGAUGGUCUCGUUGUGGAGCUUGGUCGGUUAUGGCGUCGGAGGAGUGAUCGUGGCCGGAGUGGCGCUGCUUGUAGCGUUUCAGGAGAAGCUUGUGUACGUCCCAGUGCUGCCGGGGUUGGCCAAGGCCUAUGCUGUCACCCCCGCGCGUCUCCGCCUUGCCUACGAGGAUGUCUGGCUCCGAUCUUCUGAUGGCGUUCGUCUCCAUUCCUGGUUCAUCAAGCUCUCCCCCAACUGCACUGGUCCAACUAUACUCUUUUUCCAAGAAAAUGCUGGCAAUAUUGCCCAUCGCCUUGAAUUUGUCCGAAUAAUGCUCCAGAGACUGCACUGCAAUGUUUUCAUGCUUUCAUAUAGAGGGUAUGGGGCAAGUGAUGGCUACCCUUCUCAGCAUGGCAUAACUAAGGAUGCUCAGGCAGCACUGGAUCAUCUAAUUCAGAGAGAAGAUAUUGAUACAUCCAGAAUAGUUGUUUUUGGAAGAUCUCUGGGUGGUGCUGUUGGUGCUGUUCUCGCAAGAAACAAUCCUGAUAAGGUUUCAGCACUCAUUUUGGAAAACACUUUCACCUCUAUCUUGGACAUGGCUGGAGUUCUGCUACCCUUUUUGAAGUGGUUCAUAGGAGGUAGUUCAUCAAAAGGUCCAAAAAUCCUAAAUCGUCUGGUCCGUUCACCGUGGAGCACGAUAGAUGUUGUUGGACAGAUCAAACAGCCAAUUUUAUUCAUGUCUGGAUUGCAAGAUGAAAUGGUCCCCCCUUCUCACAUGCGGUUGCUGUACAACAAGGCAAUUGAAAGUAACAGUGAAUGUCUAUUUGUUGAUUUUCCAAAUGGUAUGCACAUGGAUACAUGGCUGUCUGGUGGGGAUCGCUAUUGGAGAACAAUUCAGCUAUUUCUGGAUCAAUACGUUCCUCAGACGCGGAGAAGCUCUCGAAGCCGCAUUGAUGAUGAUAACGAUGGCAGCAAUGAUGAUUUCAUGGAAAGGUGAUCCAGGACGAUUAAUUAAAAGAUGCGCACUCUCACCAAACAGGUUUCCUCUCUUUGGAACAAGAGACCUGAAUGAUUGAUUUUGGUUCUUAUUUGAAUGCUUCUCAUUGUGUUUCAGUUUAAAAUUAUGCUGUCAGUUUCUCGCUUUGAGAAAGAAAACUGCUGAAAAUUUUGUUCAACAUUAGUUUCAUAGUUUGUAAUAUAUCAUUUGAGUCUUAUUAUUUACCUAAAAUAUUUAUAGUUUUUUUGGGUGCUCAAAAAUUGUAAAAU
Molecule: messenger RNA, 1315 nt
Organism: Dioscorea cayenensis subsp. rotundata (Guinea yam)
Lineage: Eukaryota; Viridiplantae; Streptophyta; Magnoliopsida; Dioscoreales; Dioscoreaceae
Product: alpha/beta hydrolase domain-containing protein WAV2
Exons: 9
Coding region: 75-1046 (323 amino acids)
Biological process (GO): proteolysis
Cellular component (GO): membrane
Molecular function (GO): serine-type peptidase activity; palmitoyl-(protein) hydrolase activity
Source: RefSeq, a predicted model, not a curated record